This is a messenger RNA of Lotus japonicus, 863 nucleotides long. Its product is annotated as 60S ribosomal protein L18a-like protein. The record is from RefSeq and is a predicted model, not a curated record. Bases 109 to 621 code for a protein of 170 amino acids. The transcript is spliced from 4 exons. Lineage: Eukaryota; Viridiplantae; Streptophyta; Magnoliopsida; Fabales; Fabaceae.
UAAGCAUUAAUUACUUCUCCAUUCAUCUCCACAGAAACAACCCACACUUCCUCAAACCAUCCCCAGUCAAAGCCUCUUUCUUUCAUCACUGAGUGAAUUGAAAGAAACAUGACCGACGACGAAAAACCCAGAGGUUUCUCCGGCUCCGGCUCCGGCUCCGGCGAGCCUCACCACCCUCCUCCACCGCAGCCCCUUCCCUAUCCGCCGCCUCAAUACGGCACCUUCCAAGGCGUCUCCAACUACCCUCCUCCCCGGCCAGGCCCUCACCCCGCCAUCGGCUUCCCUCAGCCCGUCCCGCCUCCCGGCGCCGGCGGCCCAUCCGCCCCUCCUCCGCCGUAUCUCCCUCACGGGGGCUACCAAGCUGUUACCGGUUAUGCAAUUGCUGAAGGAAGACCUGUGAGAGAAAGGCGCCUUGGUUGCUGUGGUAUUGGUUGCGGGUGGUGCCUGUUUAUAUUAGGUUUCUUUCUUGGUGGUAUUCCAUGGUAUGUUGGGGCAAUAAUUAUGCUUUGUUCCAGAGUAGACUAUCGAGAGAAACCCGGAUAUAUUGCUUGUAUAGUUGGUGCUGUUCUGGGCACAAUUGCCAUUAUUGUUGGAGCCACAAAGGGAGCAGACGACUGGUAAUCUUCUCGCCAAGAGGUGUAAAGUUUGCUAGUCGUCGAGUGUAUCUAAAGUGUAUUUAUUAGUUACUGGAAAAUAUGAGCAAGUUUGGUUUGCCAUAUUCAUUUUAAACUGCCACCUUAUGUAAUUUGUAUGCUAUUGACUAACACAGAAGACAAUAAUCGUGAUACUGAAACAGGUCUGGUUUAUUAUGACUCCUUAGUAUUUAAUACAAUUUGACCAAUGCAAUGGAAUCAGGUUGUACA